AAAGAAAAAUAUCCCCCACGCAACUGUGUUGAGAUCCUCGUUCUUGACCUUUUAUUGAAGCAAAUCCCCGCACGAGGAAGAUUCCAUUUCUUUCCGGUGGUUGGUGCAGAUCUAUUCACUAUGAACGCAGAAAAGUUGGCAAAGCUGCAGGCGUCUGUCCGUAUUGGAGGCAAGGGCACUCCCCGGCGAAAGGUGAAGAAGGUCCACAAGACCGCCGGAACUGACGACAAGAAGCUCCAAAGCCAGUUGAAGAAGCUGUCCGUCCAGCCCAUUAGCGGUAUUGAAGAGGUCAACAUGUUCAAGACCGAUGGCACUGUCAUUCACUUUGCCGCCCCCAAAGUCCACGCCUCCAUCGCUGCCAACACCUUUGUCAUCUACGGUGCCGGUGAAAACAAGGAACUCACCGAGCUCGUUCCCGGUAUCCUCAACCAAUUGGGACCUGACUCGCUCACCAGCCUCCGGAAGUUGGCUGAGAGCUACCAAGCCGCUCACGCGCACCCCCACGGCAAAGAGGAGGAAGGAGAUGAUGACGUACCAGAGCUUGUUGAGACCUUUGACCAGGCUGAAGAGACCAAGGCGUAAGACAGUGGAGGCGCAUCAAUUCCUGCAGUGUUUGCAAGAGGAGUGGAAUGGUUUCUGUAUAGUAGGUCGCGGGGAGCUGCGAAUAGCCCGCCAAACUGUGGAAGAGAUUGGCCAUUGUUUGUCCAUCUGCUGCUAUUUUAUAAAUUAGCUACGAUGUUGGGUUAGUUUGCGGGGCCACACCUGUUGAUUAGUAUGGCUUUUCUUUAUAAAUAUACACGCCAAAACAAAUUGUGCAUGGU
Spizellomyces punctatus DAOM BR117 is the source of this 821-nucleotide messenger RNA. Its product is annotated as nascent polypeptide-associated complex subunit beta. Gene Ontology annotation, cellular component: nascent polypeptide-associated complex; cytosol. The coding region runs from base 121 to 582 and encodes 153 amino acids. The transcript has 4 exons. Lineage: Eukaryota; Fungi; Chytridiomycota; Chytridiomycetes; Spizellomycetales; Spizellomycetaceae. The record is from RefSeq and is a predicted model, not a curated record.